ACAGUUUCAACAAAUCAUAACACAAAAAGUCCCACACCACACCCCUUUUUGAAUUUGAUGAUCAAAAUUUAAACUUUUUCAAACAAUUUCAAAAACCCAUUUCUCCUUUUUUGCUUCUAAAGAAAAUUGAAAAGUUUUGAUCUUCCCAAACCAUCAAGAUGGGGAAGGCUGGAAAAUGGAUAUUGAAUUUUCUUGUUGGGAAAAAGGAAGAAAAUCAAAAGAAGAAGAAGAAGAAAAUUUGUUCUUCUUCUUUAUCUGAUCACUCUGAAAAUUUGAAGCUAAAAUGGAGUUUUAGAAAGACAUCAACCAAAACUACUAACCUUCUUUUAACUCAUAACCUUUCUAAAUCUGUUAACUCCAUUGACACCAUUGAAGCUAUGAAGCAUCUGGCCAUUGCAGAACAGAAGAAGCCACCAUCAACUGUUCAAAAUGCUGCUGCUACCACUAUCCAAUCCGCAUAUCGGUCUCAUUUGGCCAGGAAAGCAUUGCAUGCUUUAAGAGCACUGGUUAAGAUACAAGCACUUGUGAGAGGCCAUCUGGUGAGGAAACAAACAGCUGCUACCCUAAAGAGCCUGCAAGCCUUGAUGGCAAUCCAAGUUCGAGCUCGGGCGACUCGGAUCCAGCUGCUCGAGGAGGAUGAAGAGCUUCUCGAAAGGAGGCGACGUAAGCAUCUCAUUGACAAUCUCAAACAAGCGUAUAAAGAGAGACUAAACAUGAAUGUCAAUGAAGAUUUGAGACCAUAUAAGACCAAGAGUGGCCAUAUAAGUCAUUCUCAAAUUGAACAGCUAGAGAAUGAACCAAAUGCUUAUUGUAGACGAAAUCUUUCGAUCCCGAGGAGGCAGCAUCAGCACAAAAAUCACUCCGUCUCCAUAGAACCAGACACGUCCGAGUACUAUAUUUUAGUGUCCAAACCAACGGCUGAAACAGCCUUGUAUUCCAUGGAUCAACCCAGGCAUUCAGACUUUGUGCCUGAUGACUAUCUCUUCUAUCCAAAUUAUAUGGCCAAGACAGAAUCCUCAAGGGCAAAAGUCCGAUCACAAAGUGAACCGAAACAACGACCCUGUCCGACUCCAAACUCACGAAUGAAGAGCAAGCAAAUAGGAACAGCUGACAGAAUGAGUUUGAACGAUCAAAUCCAAAGUUCUUUACAAAGCCUGAAGCACAAUGGUUAUGAAAAUCACAACAAUCCUUGGUUCAUGAAGCUUUAUCAGUUCAAAAAACCGUCCAAGAACCGAGAUGGCGAUUCUACAAGCAGCAGAUUUAGUUUUCCGGACGACCCACCUUGAUUAUCUUGCUUACUUUUCAUC
This is a messenger RNA of Benincasa hispida (wax gourd), 1307 nucleotides long. Its product is annotated as protein IQ-DOMAIN 19-like. Lineage: Eukaryota; Viridiplantae; Streptophyta; Magnoliopsida; Cucurbitales; Cucurbitaceae. The record is from RefSeq and is a predicted model, not a curated record. Gene Ontology annotation, molecular function: protein binding.